Messenger RNA from Prorocentrum cordatum, 657 nucleotides. The record is from the annotation of a GenBank genome assembly. NCBI's taxonomy places the organism in Eukaryota, Dinophyceae, Prorocentrales, Prorocentraceae.
AUGCUCUUCGAGACUUACUUUAUCGCCGCGGCGCGUGGCAGCAGGACUAUGCGACGCUGGCGGGACGAGUUCGAGCGGAUUUGCUCGAAGAGCGGGAGUGACUACGAAGACUAUUUACUGAGGCUCCACCUCAAUGGUAUCGAAGCUUUGAAUGGCCAAUUCAAUACAUGUGAUUGGGCAGGUAGAAGCAGGGCGCAUGCAGCUGUGUACUGGGCGUAUGAGAAAGCGCUUAGCUUUGUGAACUCAUUCGCACCUGUUUCUCACUUUUACGUGCACUUAUGCGGAGAAUCUUUCUGGAUGGGGUAUUUGAGACCACACGUGGCUCUGAACAGCGUCCUCGGGACGAAUGGAACUGCACCGACGCUUCAAUGGGAAACGCACGGCGUUUGUGUUCAGGAUUCUAGUGAGACUUUGAGCAAGGUGUCCGCGAUCAGCGGUUGGGCAAGGGAGCGGGUGUCGUCAUUUCUCAUGACCAAGGCAAGCAAGGAUUACGACCUCACGGCCACUCGUGGCAUCAAGUUGCGUAGUGGGGACAGGAAGGCGGUUGAGGAGCUGGGGUCUUGCGAGGAGGGGAGCGCGAUCUGCAGGAUCCAGAAGCUGGUGGGCGUCACGGUUUUCCCUUCGCGCCUGGGCGAUGGCGCCGCUCACGAGCUGUGA